AUGCUUGUCGUUUUGAACAUCUUACAGAAGAAGUUAAUGUGGAUUAUGCUUCAUUGCCAAGAUCCAAUGAAUGUUAAGCUUAAACUGCCCGAAUUAUUAGGAAAUUCAAUUGAAGAUCAUUUCUAUCAACUAGGAGAGAAAAUGAGUUCAAAAUAUAAAAAUUUAAUUCUUAAUCUUAUCAAAGGAAUUCCUAAAAUUCCUGAUGAGUGGAAGUGUCAAGUUGGAUGGACGAGGUAUCAUAAUGGAACAUUUGAAAAGGUUGAUUUUCCGUCUGAAGAUGCAAUUGUUUUUGAUGUUGAAGUCUGUUGUCAAUCCGGAGCUGCUCCUACUAUUGCUACAGCAGUUAGUACUGAAGCAUGGUAUGGCUGGGUUAGUGAUGAUUUAGUUGCUGGAGAAAAUAAACUUAACCGACAUUCUUACUCUAUAGAUAACUUAAUACCUCUUGAGUCAUCGAAGAAAACUAAAGCAUUUAAUUUGUCAUCAUUUGUUAGGAAAGAAAAAAUUGCUGUAGGCCAUAAUGUGUCUUUUGAUCGUUCAAAAGUUAAAGAACAAUAUUGGAUUGAACAAAGUGGUAUGCGGUUUCUCGAUACUUUAUCUAUGCACGUAUGUGUUAGUGGAGUGACAAGUUAUCAGAAAGCUUUAUUAAAAGCUGGUGUUGGAGAUGAAGAGUGGAGUAAAGCUAAGCGGGUGAUUGAGAUAAAUAGGAUGUUAUCAUAUUGGAGGAAUAGUAGAGAAAGAGUGGAAAAUCAGUUUGUUUGUUGGGUAAAAAAGAAUGAUAUACCUCCAAGAUUAAAUAUUGAGGAUGAUUUCGGUGCAAUUAUACCUCAGGUUGUUGUUUGUGGGACUCUAACUCGCAGAGCAGUAGAACCAACUUGGAUGACAGCUUCUAAUGUUUUCCAUGAAAGAGUGGGUUCAGAAUUGAGAGCAUUUGUUCAAGCACCUCCUGGUUUUGUGCUGGUUGGUGCUGAUGUUGAUUCUCAAGAACUGUGGAUUGCUUCCUUAUUAGGUGAUGCUUAUGCUGUUGGUUUACAUGGUGCUACACCAUUGGGUUGGAUGACACUCAAUGGUCAAAAGUCUGAUGAAACAGACAUGCACAGUGUUACUGCUAAAGCAGUUGGUAUAUCUCGAAAUAAUGCUAAAAUUUUAAAUUAUGCUAGAAUUUAUGGAGCUGGUGAAAAAUUUGCACAGCGUUUGUUGAAGCAAUUUAAUGAAGAUAUCACUUCUGGUCAAGCAAUUGAAAAAGCUGAAAAAAUGAUGCAAUUAACAAAGGGAAAAAGAAUUUUCAAAUUAAAAGAAGAAGUAAUGCCUUACAUUGAAGAAAGAGUUUACUCUGCUGAAGAUGCUCAAGAAUUCUGUAAACUUAAUGGUAAAGAAAUAGAAGAUUUAUUUGAAAAAUCUCUGUGGUUUGGAGGAACUGAGUCUUCCAUGUUUAAUUCUUUAGAAAUGAUAGCGAGUAAACCUUCCCCAGAAACUCCUUUUCUGAAUUGUAAGUUGAGCCGUGCAUUAUCUCCUCAAUUAGAUCAUAAUGAUAAACAUUUACCUACUAGGAUUAAUUGGGUUGUGCAAAGUGGAGCUGUUGAUUUUCUUCAUUUGAUGUUAGUUAGCAUGCGAUGGUUUCUUGGUCCUUUACCUAGGUUUUGUUUAAGCUUUCAUGAUGAAGUGAGGUAUUUAGUUCCUGCUGAGUUUAAGUAUGAAGCUGCACUAGCUUUACAUGUUACCAAUUUAUUAACCCGAGCAUUCUGUGUUUCUCGUGUUGGUAUGGUUGAUUUACCAUUGUCUGUGGCUUUUUUUAGUUCUGUUGAAAUUGAUACUGUUUUAAGAAAAGAUUCCAAGAAUGACAAUAAAACUCCAUCCAAUCCAUUUGGUUUAAUGAAAGGUUAUGGUAUACCAUUAGGAGAAUCUCUAGAUAUUUACCAAUCUAUUGAAAAGGCAAAUGGUAAAAUUGGUUUAAUAAAUACUCAGUGA
Molecule: messenger RNA, 1965 nt
Organism: Nezara viridula (southern green stink bug)
Lineage: Eukaryota; Metazoa; Arthropoda; Insecta; Hemiptera; Pentatomidae
Source: the annotation of a GenBank genome assembly